Elaeis guineensis (African oil palm) is the source of this 1680-nucleotide messenger RNA. Its product is annotated as flavin-containing monooxygenase FMO GS-OX5. The record is from RefSeq and is a predicted model, not a curated record. Lineage: Eukaryota; Viridiplantae; Streptophyta; Magnoliopsida; Arecales; Arecaceae. Gene Ontology annotation, molecular function: flavin adenine dinucleotide binding; NADP binding; N,N-dimethylaniline monooxygenase activity.
CACCAAGAAAGGAAAAAUGUCCCGGUCGUGCAAGGUGGCGGUGAUCGGGGCCGGAGUGUCGGGUCUGGUCGCCAGCCGAGAGCUUCUCCGGGAGGGUCACCGAGUUGUGGUGUUCGAGAAGGCGGACCGGGUGGGCGGGACCUGGGUGUACGAUCCCGAGACCGACUCCGACCCGGUCGGCCUGAACCCGGCCCGGCGGGUUGUCCAUGGGAGCCUCUACGCGUCGCUCCGCACCAACCUCCCCCGCCUGCUGAUGGGAUUCCGUGACUACCCCUUUCCGGAACCGGCGAAGACCCCUGGCGACCGGCGGGCGUUCCCGGGCCACGCGGAGGUUCUCAGAUUUAUCGAGGCCUUCGCGCGGGACUCCGGGGUGCUCGAGGCGGUGCGGUUCCGGGCGGAGGUGGUGCGGGUGGCGAUGGGUCGAAGGAAGGACGAGUGGGUGGUGGAGUGGCGGACGGAGGCGGAGGCAGAGGUAGAGAAGGAAGAGUUCGAGGCCGUAGUGGUGUGCAAUGGGCACCACACCGAACCCAGCGUUCCAACGAUUGCAGGUAUUGAUAGAUGGCCUGGAAAGCAAGUACAUAGCCACAACUAUCGUGUUCCAGAACCAUUUCGAGACCAGAUUGUGGUUGUCAUUGGAAUGGGAGCCAGUGCCUAUGAUAUAUCUAGAGAAAUAUCAAAAGUGGCCAAAGAAGUUCACCUAGCAUCAAGAUCAACGAAUACUGAAGUUGGAAAACAUGAUGGUCAUAUUAACAUUUGGCAGCACUUAAUGGUAGACUGUGUUCAUGAAGAUGGUAAGGUGGACUUUGUUGAUGGUUCAUCACUAAUUGCAGAUGUGAUCAUUUACUGCACAGGUUACAAGUACCAUUUCCCUUUUCUCGAAACAGAUGAUGAUACUGUAAACAUUGAAGACAACCGUGUUGGACCUUUGUAUAAGCAUGUUUUCCCUCCAAGGGUAGCUCCAUGGCUAUCUUUUGUGGGAUUACCUUAUAAGGCCAUCAUUUUCCUAAUGAUGGAGUUACAGUCCAAAUGGAUAGCGCAAGUUCUGUCCAGUAAGAUUGCACUGCCACCAGAAGAGGACAUGAUUGCAUCUGUUAACAGCUUAUAUCAACAAAUGGAAAAGAGAGGGAAGCCAAAACACCAUACGCAUUCACUUACAGAUAAUGUUUCAAUGGCUGAGUACAUGAAUUGGCUUGCUGCUGAGGUUGGUGAGCCACCCAUAGAGAAGUGGAGAUUCCAGAUGUAUGACACAGCAAUCGAGAGAAUUUAUGAUCAUCGUGGCGAUGGGUAUCGAGACAGAUGGAAUGUUGACCAUUAGACAAGGGUGGUGCUGAUGUUAUGACAUUGAAUAUCUAUUCAAAUUACUUGAUAUUCUGUAUCAUGAUGGAUUAUAAAAUCCAAGCCAUCAUCUCUUUGUAGGAAGUUGAGCUGUUAAUAGAGUCAAUUCUUCUGUCAUUCUGAGCCAGAAAAUAGUUAUUGCUAAUGCCACGCCUCCUCAUACAUUCAAGAACACAGUCUUUAGAAGAUUUGAGCGGUAGUGAAGAUUUGAAAGGCUCAAAGACUUGUCAAUCUUGUUACAAAUGUCCAAGCUUAUGACUCAUGAUUAUUCCUUCAAAAAAUAAAUAUCAUCAACAUUGUAUGCUUGAUAUUGGAUAUUGAGACUGGUUUCUAGUUGACAAAUUU